Messenger RNA from Clonostachys byssicola, 321 nucleotides. NCBI's taxonomy places the organism in Eukaryota, Fungi, Ascomycota, Sordariomycetes, Hypocreales, Bionectriaceae. The record is from the annotation of a GenBank genome assembly.
AUGCUUCAACGGUCAAUAGGCAUUCAGGGCUCCCAACGACAGGACGAUGACAAUGGCGACAACCAACCUCUGGUGGACAUCGAUGACCAGGCCGAUGAACGCAUAAACGAUAAGGACGACAACGCACCAGAACAUUACCUGGUCGAGGGCGAACCUGAAUAUCUAAGUCUCGAAUACCGCGACUUUGGUUGCCUGAGUACUCGCCGCAUUGUCGACGAGUCUGUCAAGCGGAAACUUCCGAGUUGGUAUAAGGAAGCAUCAUUCGAACCUGUCAUCGCUAAGCCAAAGGUAAAUAUCCGGGACCCCAAGGAUCAGAUUUGA